Molecule: messenger RNA, 1761 nt
Organism: Photinus pyralis (common eastern firefly)
Lineage: Eukaryota; Metazoa; Arthropoda; Insecta; Coleoptera; Lampyridae
Product: fatty acid synthase-like
Exons: 2
Coding region: 34-1761 (575 amino acids)
Biological process (GO): fatty acid biosynthetic process
Molecular function (GO): fatty acid synthase activity; 3-oxoacyl-[acyl-carrier-protein] synthase activity
Source: RefSeq, a predicted model, not a curated record
GAGCUCAAGCAAAAACUGUUGGAUGGUGUCGAUAUGGUGACGUCAGAUGAAACAAGAUGGCCUGCCAAACUGCACGGGCUUCCGGCACGUAUGGGAAAGCUGAAAACCUUAGAUCAAUUUGAUGCCGCGUUCUUUGGAAUACAUUCAAAACAAGCUCAUGUCUUGGACCCCCAGUCUCGGAUUCUUUUGGAAGUUACUUAUGAAGCAAUCGUGGACGCCGGAUACAAUCCAUCUGAAUUGAAAGGGAAUCGAGUUGGAGUAUUCGUAGGUGUGAAUGGAAGUGACACUGGCGCAUACUGGAGACAUAGUCCUGAUACAGUCAGUGCAUAUUGUGCGACGGGUGUGGAAAGAACCAUGCUUGCCAACCGAAUUUCGUACUUUUUUGACUUUAUCGGGCCCAGUAUGUGCAUCGAUACGGCUUGCUCUAGCAGUAUGAUGGCAUUUCAGAGAGCAUUCGCUUCAAUUAGAGCUGGUGAAUGCGAUGCUGCAGUGGUUGGCGGUUCCAAUGUUUGCCUACAACCUACAAUGUCUCUUCAGUACCAUCGACUAAAUAUGCUAAGCGAGGAAGGGAAGUGUAAAGCGUUUGAUCAGUCUGGUAACGGAUUUGUACGUGCAGAAGCGAUCAGUGCCAUAUUUUUGCAAAGGGCGAAAAAUGCGCGCCGAAUAUAUGCGACUAUUUUAGGAGCAAAGUCUAACACCGACGGUUACAAGGAGCAAGGAAUUACGUUCCCGUCGUGUAAAUUGCAAAGAAAACUAAUGGAAGAAGUAUAUAAUGAAUUCGGGAUUAACCCAGUGAGUGUGUCUUUUGUUGAAGCACACGGUACGGGGACUCAAGCAGGGGACCCUCAAGAGUUAAACGCAAUAGCAGAAGUACUUUGCAAAAAUCGUAAAGAACCGCUCUCCAUAGGGUCUAUUAAAAGUAAUUUGGGCCACUCUGAGUCUGCAUCGGGAGUAUGCGGUAUAGCGAAGGCUAUUAUUGCAAUGGAAUGCGGAAUUUUACCAAGGAACCUUCACUUCACUUCUCCAAAUACCCAAAUUGCCGCAUUGAGUGACGGAAGACUUGAGGUGGUUGCCCAAAAUAAGAAUUGGAGCGGAGGGAUAAUUGGGAUCAACUCCUUCGGAUUUGGGGGGGCAAAUAUUCACGUCGUACUACGUUCUAAUCCAAAAAGCAAGAAAGUCGCGGCUCCCGUAACGAUACCUCGUCUGGUGACGGUUUCAGGUCGAACACAUGAUUCUGUUUGUAAGCUAUUGGAUGGAGUGGAGCAAAACAAGCAUGACACUGAACUUAUGGCACUGCUUAACAGCGUGCACUCGCAUAAUAUAACUGGCCACGGCUUCCGAGGUUACCGUCUUCUAGGCAAGGAACUUGCACCAGAAAUCGCAAAUGUUACAUCUGAGAAACGACCCAUUUGGUACGUUUACACCGGUGUCGGAUGUCAGUGGCCCCACAUGGCUAAAGACAUGAUGAAAUUUGAAGAGUUCCGAAAUUCUAUUAGAGAAUGCGCUGCAAUUUUGAAACCAUACGGUGUAGAUGUGGAAGACCUUGUUUUGAAUAGCAGCGCUACUAGUUUGGAAAAUGUUGUAAAUUCUUUAGUGGCUAUUAAUGCUGUACAAAUUGCUUUAACUGAUUUCUUAAGUACAUUAGGAAUUAAACCAGAUGGCUUCGUAGGUCAUUCGGCAGGAGAACUUGGCAAGUACUUUCUACCUGUUUCUCAGUUAAUUAAUGAUUUCCAGCAUGUGCCUACGCGGAUCAAGGUUUAA